AAAUUAAUAGAUGCAACCGAAAUUAAACCGGAUCCUACUAUCGUUUUCUGUGGGAAUCGUUCCAGCGGUAAAACGACUGUCAUAAACCGCCUCUUAGAGCGUGAAGAGAAGCCUAAGGCUACUUUAGCAUUAGAUUAUAAUUUUGGUAGAAAGACAAGAUCUGUUGCCCAUAUUUGGGAACUGGGCGGUGGUGUGCGUUUGGCGGAUUUGCUCAGUGUUCCGAUCACACCUAACUCAAUGAGGUAUAUUAAGUUCAAUUGUAGUUAUCUUCAAACAAAUUCAGGAAUCUUCACCUUGUUUUGGUCCUGGAUUUGUCAAAACCCGAAGAGCUCUGGACAACAAUGGAAUCCUUACUUGAAACAAACGAACACUUNCGAACACUUCCAGUUGCAAAGAAAGUAUCAACUGCUCAAUCCGUUUCCAAUUCCUUUGACCAUAAUCGGAUCGAAAUAUGAUAUAUUACUUUUCACUUCUAGCAAGGAUGAAGCUUCUAUGAGGAGAAUAAGAGGAGUUUUAAGCCAUUUGGCUUUUGGAACCCCGUUUACACGAACAGUCCAAAUGGAUAUAGGGAAACCGCUUUCAAUCCCGGAGGGGACCGAUUCGUUCUCAAAUAUAGGUGAUUGUCUUUGA
Molecule: messenger RNA, 630 nt
Organism: Echinostoma caproni
Lineage: Eukaryota; Metazoa; Platyhelminthes; Trematoda; Plagiorchiida; Echinostomatidae
Source: the annotation of a GenBank genome assembly